Messenger RNA from Hypanus sabinus (Atlantic stingray), 1431 nucleotides. It is a transcript of the gene asb10, whose product is annotated as ankyrin repeat and SOCS box containing 10. Gene Ontology annotation, molecular function: protein binding. Gene Ontology annotation, biological process: regulation of cardiac muscle contraction; protein localization to T-tubule; intracellular signal transduction. Gene Ontology annotation, cellular component: T-tubule. Bases 1 to 1431 code for a protein of 476 amino acids. Lineage: Eukaryota; Metazoa; Chordata; Chondrichthyes; Myliobatiformes; Dasyatidae. The record is from RefSeq and is a predicted model, not a curated record. The transcript is spliced from 6 exons.
AUGUCCCGCCACGGCCUCGCGCUGAGGUCUCUGAGCCGGGACACGGAGGGAGCUGUGUGGAGGAGGAGGUGGGGGCGAGCCUGUCUCCCGCCCCGCUCACUGGUGUGUGCGGACAGAUUGGUUCACAACGCCCUGUACACCGGAGACCUGCUCAGGGUCCAGUGCCUCUUCACCAGGGGCAGCAUCGGGGAUCUGCUAAUCCCACAGGCAGAGGAAAGCGUGCAGCCGGCACCCACACGGGAGACGGUGCUACUCCUGACCACGGACCCCCAGCACCCCCAGCUUCACCCCAACGUGGUAUUUGACACCAGCGACGUAGAGCAGUGGAGGAACUACCGCUACAACCUGCGGGCCCUGAGGAUCUGGUCACUGUGCUACAAGCAGGAGUUUACCACCCCGCUGCAGAUCUGCUCUAGCAGGGGAUAUGACCAGUGUAUGCGGCACCUACUGUCCUGUGGAGCUGAGCCCGACUUUUCUCCCGGAGGAAAGACUGCCCUGCACGAGGCGUGUGAGAACUCCCAGGCUGAGUGUGCACGACUACUGCUAAGAGCGGGAGCUAACCCAAAUGCAGUAUCCGAGGAUGGCUACUGUCCGCUGCAUCUCUGCACCUCACCCGAAUCCCUGAGAUGUGCGCAAUACUUACUGGAAUUUGGUGGCCACAUUAACAGUCGGACAGAGGAAAAGGAUGACACUGCACUGCACAUUGCUUCCAGGUUUGCCCUGGAGGAGCACGUCGACUUGUACCUCAGCUACGGAGCCUCGAUUAACCGGUUAAAUGAGUGUGGUCAAACUGCCUUGCACUGCGUGUGUGGUCAACCCCACAGCCAUGCAGAUGCUGAGAGAUAUUACCGGGUGUGCAGAAAGCUGGUGGAGAGUGGAGCCAGUGUGGUAGCGCUGGAUGAGGAGCAACAGUCUGCUCUACACCUGGCCUGUUACACAUCCAACUACAGGAUUGUGGAUCUGCUCCUCGCCAGGGGCGUUGAUGUCAACCGCAUGGACUACGGUGGCAAUGCUCCCCUUCACAAAGCCCUGCAAGCUGUCAGCUACAAGCUGGAUCAUGAGCCCGAGCGUGUAGUGCAAUCCCUCCUGAACUACGGAUCCAUCCGCAUCUGGCCAGGUGCCUUUCCCAAGGUGUUGAAAUACUGUUCCAAGUCUCCGGCAACGAUUGAGGUUCUGCUCAAUGUCUACGACCACCUCAAGGUGACAGACGAAUGGAUGAAGGCAAUCCCACUGGAGGUUCUGCGGGAACACGCCGAGUUCUACAGCUUGCUGGGGUCGGUGCUGCGCACUCCGCGCUCCCUACAGCACCUGUCUCGGUGCGUCAUCCGCGCUCACUGCCGAGGCCCCUGCGCGAGCGCCGUGCCCGCGCUGCCGCUGCCCUCCGCCAUCAAAAACUUCCUGCUGCUCGAGAUCCAGGGCUUCCUGAUGUAG